Molecule: messenger RNA, 4841 nt
Organism: Felis catus (domestic cat)
Lineage: Eukaryota; Metazoa; Chordata; Mammalia; Carnivora; Felidae
Gene: PFKFB4
Product: 6-phosphofructo-2-kinase/fructose-2,6-biphosphatase 4
Exons: 15
Coding region: 350-1657 (435 amino acids)
Biological process (GO): fructose 2,6-bisphosphate metabolic process; fructose metabolic process
Cellular component (GO): cytosol
Molecular function (GO): fructose-2,6-bisphosphate 2-phosphatase activity; ATP binding; 6-phosphofructo-2-kinase activity
Source: RefSeq, a predicted model, not a curated record
CAUCCCGGGUAUGGCGUCCCCACGGGAAUUGACUCAGAACCCCUUGAAGAAGAUCUGGAUGCCCUACAGCAAUGGGCGACCCGCUCUGCACGCCUGCCAGCGCGGUGGACAGUGAUGCUAGGCUGCUUUAUUUUAAAGAGUACUCCCUUCCCCAGCCUGCCUCAAGGAAGUAGGAGCACGUGCAGUUCAGGAAUCAGUUCUGGAACCCACUCAGGACUUGUGGCUGCCCCUGAGGUGACACCGCCAGAAAGUCAUCCCUGUGUUGCACUAGGCUUAUGUCGGGCCUCUUGACUCCUGGGGCUCCUAAGGCCUUAAGCAAAUUUAUAGGAAAAGAAAUCAGCGAGUUUGCAUGACCAACUGCCCAACGCUCAUUGUCAUGGUAGGCCUGCCCGCCAGGGGCAAGACCUACAUCUCCAAGAAGCUGACUCGCUACCUGAACUGGAUUGGCGUGCCAACACGCGAAUUCAACGUUGGCCAGUACCGCCGGGACAUGGUCAAGACAUACAAGUCUUUUGAGUUUUUCCUUCCAGACAACGAAGAGGGCCUGAAAAUCAGGAAGCAGUGUGCCCUGGCGGCCCUCCGUGAUGUCCGGCGGUUCCUCAGUGAGGAGGGGGGACAUGUGGCGGUUUUUGAUGCAACGAAUACCACCCGAGAACGGAGAGCGACCAUCUUUAAUUUUGGGGAACAGAAUGGCUACAAGACCUUUUUUGUGGAGUCCAUCUGUGUGGAUCCUGAGGUCAUAGCCGCUAACAUCGUGCAAGUGAAACUCGGCAGCCCCGAUUAUGUGAACCAUGAUAGUGAUAAGGCCACGGAGGAUUUCAUGAGGCGCAUUGAAUGCUAUGAGAAUUCAUAUGAGUCAUUGGAUGAGGACCUGGACAGGGAUCUGUCCUACAUCAAGAUCAUGGACGUGGGACAGAGCUACGUGGUGAACCGUGUGGCUGACCACAUCCAGAGCCGUAUUGUAUAUUACCUCAUGAACAUCCAUGUGACCCCCCGCUCCAUCUACCUCUGCCGACAUGGGGAGAGUGAGCUCAACCUCAAGGGCCGGAUUGGCGGGGACCCAGGACUGUCCCCUCGGGGCAGGGAGUUUGCCAAGAGUCUGGCCCAGUUCAUCAGUGAUCAGAACAUCAAGGACUUGAAGGUCUGGACGAGCCAGAUGAAGAGAACAAUCCAGACAGCUGAGGCCCUGGGUGUGCCUUAUGAACAGUGGAAGGUCCUCAACGAGAUUGAUGCGGGCGUCUGUGAGGAAAUGACUUACGAGGAAAUUCAGGAUCAUUAUCCACUGGAGUUUGCCCUACGGGACCAGGACAAGUACCGGUACCGGUACCCCAAGGGGGAGUCUUACGAGGACCUGGUCCAGCGGCUCGAGCCUGUCAUCAUGGAGCUGGAGAGGCAAGAGAAUGUGCUGGUCAUCUGCCACCAGGCUGUGAUGCGCUGCCUCCUGGCCUACUUCCUGGAUAAGGCCGCAGAACAGCUGCCCUACCUCAAGUGUCCACUGCACACCGUCCUGAAGCUGACCCCUGUGGCUUACGGUUGUAAAGUGGAGUCGAUAUUCCUGAACGUGAUGGCUGUGAAUACGCACCGGGACAGGCCUCAGAAUGUAGAUAUCUCGAGGCCUCCAGAGGAAGCCCUCGUCACGGUCCCUGCUCACCAGUGACCAUGUCUCAUCCACUGCGACCCCCAGGCAGGUACUGAUCUCUGCAGAUGAGAUCAUUACAGGCCCCUGCUCCAUGUGACAGUUUCUAUGAUGGAUCAUCCUCAACACCACACCUGGUUGGUGGCACCCAGAGCCCCCGCACCAGCCCACCUGCUUCCUUGUUAAUGGCGACAGGGUUAUACGUGGUGCCUGACCUGCUGCUAAGAAUCAUUUGGCCAGACUGCGUCUGCCCUGGGCUGGUGAGAGGUUUCCUAGCAACCCGGUCCUUCUGUUGCAGCUGUGAGGUGUCCUCUCACCGGUCGGUUGGCUUUGUGAAGUGUGAAACCCUAAACAUGUGAACAGAAAGCACUUGCUGUGACGAUCCCACCACGGCCGAGCUGUCUGAGGUGGACCGGGGGCCCCCUGCAGGGGCUCCGCCGUCUCCUCUGUGGCCACUUCCUGAGCCUGAGGCAAGGUCUUCAUGGCAGCAUGAGCUCCACUGCUUUGGGUGAGAAAGAGCCCUUCCCAUCCUGCCCUGCCAGGACCCGUAGAGCCACUAAGGCAGGUACCUCCACUGGCUAGGCCACUUGUAUGAGCAGUGUGCUCACUUCACCAUGACAUGAUGUACAGAACACGCAGGGAACACAGCCUUUGUGGUCACCGCUUCUCAAUUGCGCACACACUGGAACAUUGGCAAGAGCUGAUGGCCAAGGCCACCCCUGCCCACCUGCUGCACAGUGAAAGCACGUAAAGACAGGGUGGUUGUGUGAGUUCUUCCCAGUGUACACCCAGGUGCUUGAGGGAGGGGCUGCUGUCCCCCUCCCCUCCUGGCCCUGCCUGCUAGGCUACCUCUUGCCUGUUGCCGCCUGUGUCCACACGGGAGUGUACCCCGGUGGCCGAGACAUGCAUUUGCUGUGAACGAUUCAGAGAAAAAAAAGCCUGUCCUGGCAUUCAUUGACCUCUGCCCGUGGGACUGAGCCGGGGAAAGGGCGGACUCCUGAGGCACCCUGUCCAGGGGAGGAUUUGCUCAGCCAUAUCGUAGCUUUUGAUUCACGUGUAUGGGAGCAUGGCAGAAAACGACCUCAGAAGGCUACCAUCUGUCAUGCCCCUGAGUUCUUUUGAGCCCAGAGAGGCAGGCUGGGCAGUGGGUUUGGGCUCCAUUUUAUAGCUGAGCAGGAGACCUGUCCAGCAAGUCGCAAGGCUGGGUGAGGAGGUGUCUGGACCUGUAGUCGGACUCCCCACCGUCCACAGGACCCAGGAUCCCAAGCCCACCUUGUACCCGGAACCUUCCUUGGCAGAACAACCCACCUUUCCCAGCCUUCCGGGGCUUUGCAGCCUGCAGGUGCCACCUGUCCCUGAGGGAAGUUCAUGUCCCUGCCCCAGCUGGCGGUCUGUCAGCCUUGGGUGCUGCAGUGGCUGUGGACAGACACGGUGAAGGGCUGGGGCAGGAUCUUCUGGACUUACCUCCUGCCAGAGCCCCAAGCCCUAGACUCAGGACCAGGGGACCAUGCCACUGCCUUUGGGACAUGAGGACCACAGCCUUUGUUUCUGUGUCCCCAGAGUCUUGGGUGACUCGGUCACUUGGACACACUCACUUUUUGGCCAUAGUGGGUCUCUUUUGUUGGUGGCACCUAUGUCUGGAUGUCCCCACUUCGCCAGGACCUCGAACUGGCUGAGGCAUGACCAGCGAGGCCUUUUCUCUGUGCCCAGAGGGCAGUCAGGAGCUGCCGGGCCCAAAGUGUCACAAGGCCUGGGAUAAGGCAGAAGGAAGCCUGGGGGCAUGGUGUGGGUUGGGGCCUUUCUUCUCUGCCUCUGCCCUGGAGUGGUCUCUGCAUGGUCAGCAACCCACUGGGUUGGCCACUGGUUCUAUCCAUGAUGGUGGAUGUGCUUGUGUUGAAGACACUUUCCCGUUCUUUUCAGAAUGGAGGUUGUUGGAUCUCAGCCACACAUUACACUGUGUCUAGCAUUCUUUGCAAUAAAUACUUUUUCUAAAAAAAUUGGGCACCUGACUGGCUCAGUUGGUAGAGUGUGCAGCUGUAUCUCGGGGCCGUGAGUUCAAGCCCCAUGUUGGGCCUAGAGCUUACUUUAAAAAAAAAUAAAAUAUAUAAGAAUCUAAGGUUGUAUCUUGUGACCAUCUCUCCAUUUGUGAGGUAUUUCCGGCUGGCUCUGCACACUCCCAUGUUGUAGUCUCUCGUAGGUCUGUGUUGGGGUCCUUGGUCCAGCUCCCACCUCCAUGCCUACCCCUCUCUGGAGAGGAAACUGUCUUGCCCUGGAGUGUGCCCUGGGCCUGGUGCACAUGGGCAGGGACAGGGCCGAGUUUUCUCUGGGCCAACCUAGGGUUCUGGGUGCUCAUCCCUGAGCAGGAAGCAGAUGUGUGAGGGGGCAUUUGGAGCAGAGCACCAAUGAGGGGAAAUUAUGGAUCUCAAAUGUCGGCAUCCCUGGAGAGGGGAACCAGGGGCUGGAUGGAGGAUGGACGGAAGGUCUGCAUGAGGCUGUGGGUGGGGGAGUGUUGGCUAGUUCUGUUGUGUUUUCUUUGUCACCUACCUCUGGAUUGGGCAAGAUGAGAUGAGGGGCAGGGUUUUCCCUUUCUUAUGCCCCAGAAAAUCAAUGGACUUUCCAUACCUCUCGCCCUGGGGCUGGGCUGUUGGGAGGGCAGGGCUGCUCUUCAGUGGACAUGAUGGGGCUGGACAUGGCUAGGUGCCCAUCUGCACCUCUCUCGGUGUGUCAGGUUGGAGGUGGCUGUGGCUGGGCUGUUUCUGAGUGGUUUGGUGUUGCCAGUGGCUAUGGCUGUGCCUUACCCAGCUGUGUCAUGAUGGAUGACAAAACCCCCUGGGCAUCUUCCCCGAGUUCAGAGGGAUUCCAGCUGCAACGGUCCUCCUGGUAAGUGAAAUUAGGAGACAGCUUGAUGGUCCUCACCCUGUCUCUGGGCACUGAGUUCCUGGGUGAACACCUGACCUGAGAGGCCUCAGCACUUUUGGAAGAAGGUGUUAAAGAUUUUUAGCAACAAAGCAACAGCAGAAGGAAUGAGAUUUAACACUAUGAGAAUUUUUCUUCGGGUCCAGUGUUCUACCACAACCUAGAAAGAGCAAUUAUAUAUUGUCAUGUUGAAAAAUUUUGUAGCAUUUUGGAUUGCUAGAAAACAAUGACCAUGACUGGAUGUUAAGAUCAAGCGUAUUUGGAUAGAAAGAAAUGUUGCAAAGAUAUA